Molecule: messenger RNA, 2707 nt
Organism: Triplophysa rosa
Lineage: Eukaryota; Metazoa; Chordata; Actinopteri; Cypriniformes; Nemacheilidae
Gene: b3gat1b
Product: beta-1,3-glucuronyltransferase 1 (glucuronosyltransferase P) b
Exons: 6
Coding region: 314-1120 (268 amino acids)
Biological process (GO): carbohydrate metabolic process; chondroitin sulfate proteoglycan biosynthetic process
Cellular component (GO): Golgi membrane
Molecular function (GO): galactosylgalactosylxylosylprotein 3-beta-glucuronosyltransferase activity
Source: RefSeq, a predicted model, not a curated record
CUUCCACAAUUGCAGUCUUUGUUGUCUAAAUGAGAGGACACAUUAUUCUCGAGGGGUGACCUCUCCUCUAUCCACUGGCCCUGGCCUCUCUCUCUCUCUCUCUCUCUCUCUCUCUCUCUCUCUCUCUUUCUCUCGCUCUCGCUCUCACUCUCUCAAAAGGCCACCAGCAGGACAUCUGACUAAUAUAUAUACUGUUAAUGGUUGUGUCAAGGCAACGAGGGGUAGAUGGAAAAUAUCCCAAUGAACUCACAGUGAUGCUGACUGAUGUUUGGGCAAUAAUGACAGAGGGAUAAACUCAGAUCUGACAGUGGAAAUGCCGAAGAGAAAAGAUAUCCUGGCACUUAUAUUGAUUGUUUUGCCGUGGACUUUGCUCAUCACGUUUUGGCAGCAACAUUCUGACAACCCUUUGCUUCCAUCUCAAAGGGAUGACAGGUCAGCUCACAGAAGAGGCUUCAGACUUCAGGAAUCCUGCAUCACACAGAACACUCAAAUCACUGAGGUCACCCGGACGAGGUACGUGUACAGCCACCUGCCGCCCCGGUCUGACGCACUGCCCACUCUUCACGUUAUAACGCCGACCUACAGAAGGCCCGUUCAGAAGGCGGAGUUAACCCGCCUUUCUAACACCCUUCUCCAUGUGCCCAACCUGCACUGGUUGGUUGUGGAGGACUCUUCGCGGAGGACGGCGCUGGUGUCGAGGCUGCUGGAGAACUCAGGGUUGAAUUACACCCACCUAAACGUAGAGACACCUCGGAACCUCAAAGUGCGAACGAAUCCCAAAGAAUCGAGGAUCCCGCGCGGCACCAUGCAGAGGAACCUGGCUCUUCGCUGGCUCAGGAGAAACAUCAACCCAAACUCUGGUCAUAAAGGGGUCGUCUACUUUGCAGACGAUGACAAUACCUACAGCCUGGAGCUGUUUGAGGAGAUGCGCUGGACUCGUAAGACAUCUGUCUGGCCGGUCGCCUUUGUCGGAGGUCUCCGGUACGAAUCACCCAAAAUCAACUCUCUGGGCAAAGUGUCCGGAUGGAGGACGGUGUUUGACCCUCGUCGACCUUUUGCUAUCGACAUGGCAGGGUUUUCUGUGAACUUACAGCUCAUCCUCAGCAAACCUCAAGCAUAAUUUAAGCUCCGGGGAGUAAAGGGUGGAUACCAGGAGAGCAGUUUGUUACAGGAUCUGGUCACUUUGUCUGACCUGGAGCCCAGAGCUGCCAAAUGCACUAAGGUGCUGGUUUGGCACACCAGGACAGAGAGACCUGUGCUCGUGAAUGAAGGUAAAAAAGGAUUUACAGAUACCAGUGUUGAAAUAUGACAAACUUCUGCAUGAAUAAAUUAUAGCAUUAUAAGUUUGACUUUGUUGUAGUUCUUGAACGUUAGUAAAAAAAUACCUCACUGGAAUAUGAGUAUUUGAAGAUACUCGGAAGAGCAGUUCUCAACAACACUCCAGCACUUUACUCUUCUUUACAUGAGGAACGUUUUUUUUCUCAAUGUCUUAAAAUGACAUCCAAGAUGUGGAUUUUCACAGCUCUGUCGAGAGCUGCACAUUUCUGCCAAAUUACACAAUAAAUAUAAGACGUCAUGUCUUGUUAAAGAUCGGGUAUCAUGCUAUGUCAUGCAUUCUGACUUCUUAAUACUGUUAAACGUGCUGGCUUCUCAUGCUUAACAUGGUCGACUUGUUAAAAAACGAGUUGGACGUAUGACGUAGUAUUUCUGUACUUGAUAAGCUCCCCCAGCACUCCAACUUGUUUCGGAAAGUUUUUUAUAAUAGGGAUCCAGAAUUAUAAAAAACUUUCAGAAAUAUUCCUUUUAUUGGCCAUUCUCCUGGAAAAGCACGGCAAGGCGAAAGAAAGAGCCCGCCCACGAGCCAACCGACGAGCGAGAGGUUAUCUGCGCUGCGUCAAGAUGGGCUGCGCUGCUCUGCAGCCCGUUACUCUUGCGAUAGUGAAGUUUAGAUGUGUCUGUUUGUUCACGGCAUUUCAGUGAUGGAUGUUAUAUAAACGGUGGAUAUAACGCUGGAUUUGGAGAUCGUUUGAACUGAUAGAUGGCGCGGCCCCAGUGCUAAAAGAUACCGGACAUGAACUGCACGCAGUAAGUCAAACUAAGUCAUACGUCUGUGUUUUGUUGGCAAUCGGCGCGUACGUGCAUAAUGUACAAAACACAAAGGGAUUAAUGUGAUGAUGUGUUGCUUGCUCGUGCUGUAGUUCCAUCCCACUCUCCCCACUAGUCCCACCUCUAGCAGCUCGUGUUUUUCCAUAAAUAAUCGUACAGCUGUAUAUCUCUUUUAUAAAUUUGAUCAAACUAAAUACUCUUCGAAGAUUCGAGGUAUGCAAUACUACUGUAUAGGCACUCAAGAUUAAUAUGAGAUUGGCAGAAACUGCCUGUGAUACGCAAACAUUUUUAAAUUUAUUGUGCUGCUUCAAGUUGAAGUUCAGAUACAGUUACUGUAUUUAUUUUAUUUUACAGGUUUACGCACACGCACACACACAGCCCCUUCUUAGGAAGUGUAUAGAUUACUGUGUACAUGUAAGUUUUCAUAUAAGUUUUACAGUUUUUUAGAUGAAGCCAUCAUACACACUCCAACCCACUCAUAUAUAAAUAGACAGUUCUGGUAAAAUACAAAUAAAACAAUGUAAAAAAUGGAAUGGAAUGCAAGCCAUGGUUCUAAUACAAACAUCUUCUUGUCAGUUUCUUGUUUCUUCAAGAUUUUUCG